GUUGAAAUUUGAUAAUCCGAAGCAGUGAAGGGUAAUUUUUUUUACCUUGGACAACAUUAUUUUCUCGAUAUUAUUACAACGCACUGGGACACAUUUAUGUGCUGCCCUUCCCUUAUAGUAUGAUAUAUUACUUAAAUAUAGUAACAGUACACAGCUCGAACAAGCCCUAACUUGCGCGUGUCCUUGAUGUGCUUCAGGAACAGUCUGCGGACGCGCAAGCACAGCGUGUGCACGGAACCGGACCUGUCGCGGCGCAACUCGAACGCCAUUUUCUCGGCGCUGCUGUUCCGAGAGGAGAGCAGGGCCAUGAAGACGUCCAUGAUGGUGCUGUCCACGUACCUGUUCAGCUGGACGCCGCUGUUCGUGCACGUGUCCAUCGUACAGCUGCCCGACGAGGUGGUGUACACGUGCGCCCUGUCCGCGGCCACGCUCAACCCGCUCGUGUACGUGUUCCGGAACGACGCGUUCCGCAAGGAGAUGCUGCGUGUGGUGUGCAGCCGCAAGCGGUUGCGCGAGUCGGCCGCGGCCAAGGCGGCCACCGACCACCAGCAGCACCGGCUCAUGACGGCCCACCAGGCCGACAGCGUGUCGGUGCACAGUUUCCGCAUGUCGUCAGUCGAGUGCCAACACUCGUUCGACUCGGUCACGCCGCCGCCCGCCGACUUUGUCGCCACGUACAACCCGGUAAACGGAUCAGAGCGGUGUACGCGAUACGAGAGCGUUACGUUCCGGUUGGCCCAGCGCCGUUGCCAAUACUGCAGCAGACAGAGUUCGGACUCGUCGUUGAGCAGUAACUAUCCAUUGCUGGUCAACAAAAACCGUUCGUCCAGUGAGCCAAACACGCCGAAACAUCAUAACAACAACGAAAACCGAAUCGUCAUGUUUAAGGUAUCGGAAGUGGAAACCAAAAGGAAUAAACUUCAAAGGAUGAUGGCGAUAGACACCGAUUGUCCGUCGACUCGAGUCUAAUAGUAAUAAUAUUAAGUGAUUGAAACGCGAGCUAGAGCUCAGCUGGUCCUACUACGCAGCCGCCGAUGCACAGAAGUCAACGUCAACUACGUUUGUCGAAGGAUAUAUAGUCUAUAGAGUAAUAUUUAUGAUUAUUGUCGCAUAUGUUAUAUAAUAUUAUUAUUAUCGUUAUGUUCCACAUUGGAAUCCGAAUGUAUCAAAUUAUGAUAUAUCAUCAUCGACGUGUGGUUAGGUCCCAUCCAUUCACCCUUCCCCCAUAGGCUGCGAUUGCCAAAGAUAAAAAAAUUGUAUUAAUUUAGUGCUAUAGGUAUUAUGUCAAUUCGCGUGACGGAAAAAUGUCAGUGAUUUGAAAGACGCCCGAAAAUAUAUUAUUAUACUGGUAAGACUGGUUGUUAUACGAACUACGAUCUAUAAUAUUAUGAUAAAGUUGUGUCUUUUUGUGCACGUGCAGCCGAAACGGUCCACUGCCGUUAAUAAACUGCGAUGUCGUGUGUGCUGGGUGAAUUCUUUUCCCCGGUGAAAUCCGUUCCAACCUAAAGUCCAUACAACGUCGGAAUAAUUAAGUUUGGUUUUUCCUCUUCGAAACGAUUUAUUUUUAUUUUGGACGAAUGAAAUGUUAUUAUAUGCUCCGAAAAACCGUUGCAGCCGGCGCCCUGGUUUUUUCAAGCGGCAACCCUAGGCCGUGUAUUAUUAUUGAUCUAUCAAGUACGGUUGAAUAGCCGACCAAUCACAAUGACGUCAUUAAAAAUUGUAUCUUAAUUUAACAAUUUUAACAAUUUAACAUUGAAUGAAAAUAAAUAAAUCUAUUCGAAAUCCCAUCGUACGGAUUCAACAUAUUUUCAACCAAUAUAGAUUCAUAGGUUUUUAGGUUUUCAGUUCAGUCCACAAGUAAUCUAAAUCGCAUUAUUCAUUAUUAAGUUAUCGGGAAAAUAUUUUAGAAAUACUUUUAUGGAGACAUCUGCUGCAGUUAUUGAUUGGAUUCACGUCGACAAAAUCGUCCUUUACAUGUAGGUAUACGGCAAAUUUCUAUAUUAUUAUUGUUUCGUAUCUAUGUUAUUGUGAUACUUAUCUCGUGUGUAAACGUUAGUACUUUGAAAUCUUAGUUGAAUUUAUAGUGUUUAACCUGGUUCAAUAUCGCUUUUUGUGAAAUGAAAAUAAAGAUUGAAGAGAAAAAGCUCGUACUAUUGUUAAUUUUGUUUUGAAAAUAAUGAUCACCUAUUAUUUUUUGGUAUAAAUUGUUAGCGAAGCGAAACAAUAUUUAUUGUUACAACGCUCUUAAAGUAGCCUCAACCCAUUUAUUGGUCAACAUACAGUUUUUAAUGUUCCGAAACAAUAACAAUGAAAGUAUUUCAUUGUCUUUGUUGUUGUACUACUCGAUAGCAUUUUUCUUACAGUUAAGGUAGCUCAUAAAUAUAAUUAUUUAAAAAUAUGCAUUAAAUAUUCCAGUACUUACACUUUUAAGUGUCUACUAAAAUGUUAUAAUAAUUGCAGACGCCAAAUGCCAAAUUACUGAAUAAAUAAAACGUAACUUAGAAUCGAUCACGUGUCUCAUGUGUCGACCGUCUAAAUAAAACUUAAAAGCACAUUAAAUACGAUUGGCAGUAUAAAGUAAAAAGGCCUAAAAUCCAAAUGCCUCGUAUCGCGUCAAACUAACACGAGUCUUAUCAAAAACGACGUUUAGGGUUUAAAAUAUUCUCCGAAUAAUAAUAUUCCAUGAAAAAUGCUUAAUAUGUUUAUACUAUAUUAUAUGGUACCUAUUUAAUAGUUAUUUUUUAUUAUUAUUAAAUUGUAUGCCUCAAUAACAGGACCAUUGACUUAUAUUACACACAUAAUUAAAUUACUCAAAAUUGUACAAUUUAAUAUAUACUAUAAAUAAUAAAAAAAAAUGUCUUCGGUGGUGCCUAGUGCGUCGUGAAGGUGUUUGGGUAUGUCGAAUAUUUGUCGGGCCUCUUGUGUGUUUCUGCAUUCUUUGAUAAUGCGGUUGAUAGAAGUUGGGAAGCCGAAUGUUUGGCAUGUUUUUGGUGGCUAUUAGUUGUUAUUAAUCAUAAUAUAACUAAACAAUAACAUGAUAUAAGUUAUAAGUGUAAUAUCUACAAUAGUUUAAUGAUAAUUAUAAUGUGAUCGAUAGUUUGAUUUUUCUUCAAUUAUUAAUUUUCUCCCAUGGAUUUUUAACGAUCACAUAAAGUACGAUAAUGGCUCAUCUAUUCUAUCUACAUAGAUUUAUAGAUAAUUAAAUAAUUUCACAAUCUCCGACGAACAAUAAAUAGCUUUAAACAUAAUAUAUUUUUAUGAUUACAAAGAAAACAAAAUGUUUUACGUUCACUAUUAUUAUAUUUAUUUAUUUUUGAAAUGAAUUUAUUUAUUUUUUGAAACAUUGUCUAAAAUUUCAGUAAUUUUGAUUGUAGUACAUAAUGAUGAUAUUAUGAAAUUCCCAAAUCAAAAAAUAAUUUAAAUUCAAAUGUCAUCUUAUAAUAGUUUUAUUACAUAAUAUUAUUUCUUUUGUUAUCCAAUAUUUAAUUAAAUUUUUUUGUUUCAAACAUGUUUCACAUUUUGUAUCGUUUUAUAUACACAGCUGAAGAAUAAUAUCUAAUAUUAUAUUUUUACCAUAAACGAAAAUUGUAAUAUUUCAUCGUAUUUAAUUGU
Acyrthosiphon pisum (pea aphid) is the source of this 3612-nucleotide messenger RNA. RefSeq lists its product as uncharacterized. Lineage: Eukaryota; Metazoa; Arthropoda; Insecta; Hemiptera; Aphididae. The coding region runs from base 187 to 969 and encodes 260 amino acids. Gene Ontology annotation, molecular function: G protein-coupled receptor activity. The transcript has 3 exons. The record is from RefSeq and is a predicted model, not a curated record. Gene Ontology annotation, biological process: G protein-coupled receptor signaling pathway. Gene Ontology annotation, cellular component: membrane.